UUGGCUGCGACGCGCGAGGGCGGGGCCCGGCGCUGCCCCUACCGUGCUCCCCCCGCUGCCCCGCGCGGAGGUUCCGGCGCCCGCCAGGCCCCGGGCACAGGAAUCCCGAGAGGAAUCGCUGUAGGUCCCGGGCUCGUUGCUGCCGGAAGCUCGGGAUGCAUUAGAAUUCCAGGAAUUCCCUUCCCUUAAGGAAUGCCGCACCAUGCGCUGCCUGGCCCGCCUGAGCUCCAAGGCGCUGCUGGCGCUCUGCUCGCUGCUGGCGCUGCUCUCGCUGCUCCUCUGGAGCCGCUGCUCCGAGCGCUCUCCGAUCCCGCGGGAUCCCCUUUCUCCGGAGCGCCGCGGCAGCGCGGCCGAAGCCGAGGAAGCGUCGCCUCGGGAUGCGCCGCCGAAAGCUCCGGCAAUUCCGGGAAGCGCCGGGAGAGGCGGCUUGCGCUACGAGGAGAUCGACUGCGUCAUCAACGAGGAGCAGACGGUGAAGGGGCGCCGCGAGGGCUCCGAGGUGUUCCUGCCUUUCAGCUGGGUGGAGAAAUACUUCCAGGUGUACGGGCGGAUCGCCCAAUCCGACGGGAACGAGCGCUUCGAGUUUUCCCACAGCUAUUCCAAGGUUUACGCCCAGCGCGCUCCGUACCGGCCCGACGGCGUCUUCAUGUCCUUCGAGGGCUACAACGUCGAGGUCCGCGAUAGGGUCAAGUGUAUCAGCGGUGUUGAAGGAGUCCCUCUCUCCACGCAGUGGGGCCCUCAGGGCUACUUCUACCCCAUCCAGAUCGCCCAGUAUGGGCUGAGCCACUACAGCAAGAACCUGACGGAGCGGCCGCCGCACGUGGAGGUGUACGAGACAGCCGGGGACGGCAACGGGAAUGGGAACGGGAACGGGAACGGGGACUGGACGGUGCCCAAGGGCUGCUCCCUCACCACCGUGUGGGAUAAAUCCCGGCUCAGCGGGGUCAAGCAGUUCUCCUGCCCAGAAUCCUCCGAGGGCGUCUCCCUGGAGCUCAACAACGGCCGGGAUUUCAUCAUCUCCUUCGACCUGAAGUUCCAGAGCAACGGCAGCGUGUCCGUGGUGCUGGAGACCACGGAGAGGAACGCGCUCUUCACCGUGCACUACGUGUCCAACACGCAGCUCAUCGCCCUCCGCGACCGCGACAUCUUCUACGGCGUCGGCGCCCGCACCGCCUGGAGCACCCUGACGCGGGAUCUGCUCACGGAUCUGCGCAAGGGCGUCGGCCUCUCCAACACCAAGGCGGUGAAGCAAACCAAGAUCAUGCCCAAGCGGCUGCUGCGCUUGGUGGCCAAAGGCCGCGGCUUCCUGGACAACGUCACCGUCUCGGCCACGGCGCACAUGGCCGCCUUCUUCGCCGCCAGCCACUGGCUGCUGCGCAACCAGGACGAGCGCGGCGGCUGGCCCAUCAUGGUCACCAGGAAGCUGGGAGAAGGCUUCAAAUCCUUGGAUCCGGGCUGGUACUCGGCCAUGGCGCAGGGCCAGGCCAUGUCCACGCUGGUCAGGGCCUACCUGCUGACCAAGGAGCCGGCGUUCCUGGGCGCGGCGCUGCGGGCCACGGCGCCCUUCAAGCUGCCGGCGGAGCAGCGCGGGGUCAAGGCCGUGUUCAUGGACCGCCACGACUGGUACGAGGAGUACCCCACCUCGCCCAGCUCCUUCGUGCUCAACGGCUUCAUGUACGCGCUGAUCGGCCUCUACGACCUCAAGGAGACGGCGGGCGAGAAGCUGGGCCGGGAGGCGCGGCUGCUCUACGAGCGCGGCAUGGCCUCGCUCAAGGCCAUGCUGCCGCUCUUCGACACCGGCUCGGGCACCAUCUACGACCUGCGGCACUUCAUGCUGGGCACGGCGCCCAACCUGGCGCGCUGGGACUACCACACCACGCACAUCAACCAGCUGCAGCUGCUCAGCACCGUCGACGACGCGCCCGUCUUCAAGGAGGUCGUCAAGCGCUGGAAGAGCUACCUGCGAGGAGGGCGGGCCAAGCACAACUGAGCGCGUCCCCAUCCCGCCCGGCGUUCCCGGACCAGCCGUGCUCGGAACCGGACUCGAAGCGUCGGGAUGGGGACGCUGCCGCGCUCCGAGUCCGAGGCUGGGUUUGGUUGGGAUUGGUUUUUCCUCUCUCAAGGAAAACGUUUGCAGAAGCCAUAGAAGUCCUGGAAGUGCGGUCCCGGCCUGGAGGGUUCGUGCGGGGCCUCUUAAGCCGGGAUUAUGUGUCCGUGUUGGAGCAGCUCCCGUGGGAUGAGCGCCGUCCGCGGGAAUCACUCGGAGCCUGGGAGUGCACAGUGUGGCUUUAAACGGGGGGGGAGGGGGGGGGGGUUUCAUAGGGAUUCUCUUUUUUGGGAUGAAAAGUCCACAUUUGGAAUUUUUUGCCCGUUCUCCACCUGGAGAUCCUGGAGCUGGAGGGUUUCUUACGGAAAACACGUGCCCGGCAUCAUGGAAGCACAACUGGGAGCCUGGAGCACAAUGGCCCCGGGUCCAAGCACCGGUGUCCCCUCGGAGCUAGGAUCCCUUAUCCCGGUCACUGGAAUUCCCUCGGAGCUGGGAUCCCUUAUCCCGGUCACUGGAAUUCCCUUGGAGCUGGGAUCCCUGUCCCAGUCACUGGAAUUCCCUUGGAGCUGGGAUCCCUUAUCCCGGUCACUGGAAUUCCCUUGGAGCUGGGAUCCCUGUCCCAGUCACUGGAAUUCCCUCGGAGCUGGGAUCCCUGUCCCGGUCACUGGAAUUCCCUUGGAGCUGGGAUCCCUUAUCCAGGAACUCCACCUUUUCUACUGGAGUUUGUAAUUCCAUCUGGGAAUUCCUCUGGCCUUUGGCCACCUUUUGGGGCCAUCGGUCGGGAAUUGCUGAGCGGGACACGGAGCUCGUCCUGAGUCCCUCAGGGAAUUCAGGAAUUCAGGGAGCUUUUCCGGGGGGGAUUUGAAUUUUUCUCCUGCUCCAGCCCAUCCAGCAUUUUAGAAAUCCAACCCCAGAGGGCUCUGAGCUCUCCCUGGGCUGGAAUUCCUGGAGAAGCUGCCCCUGGAUCCCUGGAAUGUCCAAAGCCAGGCUG
Molecule: messenger RNA, 3038 nt
Organism: Corvus hawaiiensis (hawaiian crow)
Lineage: Eukaryota; Metazoa; Chordata; Aves; Passeriformes; Corvidae
Gene: GLCE
Product: glucuronic acid epimerase
Exons: 5
Coding region: 203-1990 (595 amino acids)
Biological process (GO): heparan sulfate proteoglycan biosynthetic process
Cellular component (GO): Golgi apparatus
Molecular function (GO): heparosan-N-sulfate-glucuronate 5-epimerase activity
Source: RefSeq, a predicted model, not a curated record